Messenger RNA from Nanorana parkeri, 2106 nucleotides. It is a transcript of the gene LGSN, whose product is annotated as lengsin, lens protein with glutamine synthetase domain. Gene Ontology annotation, cellular component: cytoplasm; membrane. The record is from RefSeq and is a predicted model, not a curated record. Lineage: Eukaryota; Metazoa; Chordata; Amphibia; Anura; Dicroglossidae. The transcript is spliced from 5 exons. Bases 1 to 2106 code for a protein of 701 amino acids. Gene Ontology annotation, molecular function: glutamine synthetase activity.
AUGUCGGAGCCAAGGAACACCGAAAAUGAUGAAGUAGAUGGAAGUGUGAUAUCAAGAUUUAGAAGAAGAAGAAGAGGAGUCAAGGUUACUGGCAGAUACAUUCCUCCUUUAGAGUGGGAGAAGGAUGAAAGACAAGGUCUUACGCAAACAGAUCACAGAGGAGACAACACACAUAAAGCAGAGCAAGAAAAACAAACAAUGGAGCCGGUGGCAUCUUCACAAGUUUCUGAUACCAAGAAUACUGACAAUAUGCUUCAAGAAAAGAUAAAUCAUAACAAAACAGAUGAUAAAAAUACAGCAGAAAAAUCUGAUAAAGAUGGUUCAGCAAUACCCAAAGAAACACUAGAAGAGCUGAAAACUGUUCUUAAGGAAAGCGCAUUCAUUCAUCAUAAAAACAAACGUAAUCCAAACAUCAGCACUACAAUAGCUCAGAUACAUCUUCCAAAACGUGUUGAAAACACAAGAGAAAAGUCUGGCUUAACCUUUGAAACAUUUCGGCCACAUUUGGAAAAAGAGAUCCAGCAGCAAGAACCUGCGGCAAAGCAAUGCCAUGAGAUGCCAAUUGCUCCAAUUAUGCCAGGUCCUGUAGAGGUACAGAAUGAUGAGCAAUUUAUACAACCCAUACAGACAUUCAAUGGAAAACAGAUAUUAUUACCUGAUCAAAUAAGUAUUGCCCCUGAAACCAAGCAUGAACCUCCAGCAACUGAGUUUAAGGAAGGUCUAUCUGCCAGCAGUAAAGAUGUUGAUCCGAGUGGCGAUGAAAUUCAGGAUUCUUAUAGUAUAAUUGCCCUAGUUGAACACCUAAAGCAGCAGAUUGCUAGAGAAGAUAUACGAUUUGUCCGGUUUGAAGCUACUGAUCUGCAUGGAGUAUCAAGGUCAAAAACCAUUUCUGCACGUUUUUUUCAGGACAAGGCUGUGAAUGGAAUUUGCAUGCCAAGAAGUAAUCUUGAACUAACUUUGGACACCAAAGACAAUGAAGUCGACCACAGCAGUUCCAAACAAUUUAAUAGUGACAUUUUGUUGAAACCAGAUUUACAAACAUUCCGAGUUCUACCUUGGACUGAAAAAACUGCAAGAGUGCUCUGUGACCCAUUUACUCUCUUGGGCAAUCCUCUUCUUACUUCACCAAGAUAUCUAGCCAAACGUUUACUUAGUCAGCUACAGGAAAGUGGAUUUCUGCUAAGUUCUGCUUUCAUAUACGAAUUUUGUAUAUUUGGAGUUGCAGAAAUUAUAAAUUCAAAGACAAUUUCAUUCCCUGCUGUAACAUUGCUAUCCGAUCACCAGAUGUUCAUGCAAGAACUUUUAGAGGGGAUGUAUUACACAGGUGGGAACAUUGAAUGUUUCUCCUCUUCCAGUGCCCCUGGACAAAUGGAGGUUUCCUUUCUGCCUGAAUAUGGGUUGGCUGCUGCUGACAAUGCCUUUACUUUUAAAACUGGUAUUAAAGAAGCAGCUAAGAAACAAGACUACAUAGUAAGUUUUAAUACUGACUCUGUGGGUUUCUAUAAUUCUGGAGUUCUAUCACACAGCUUGUGGGAUGUUAGUGGAACCAAAAAUGUAUUUCAUACAGGAUCUCGUGAAAAAGUUCUGACAGACAUUGGCAAAAAAUGGAUAUCAGGUCUUCUGCAGCAUUCAGCUGCACUCAGCUGCCUAGUUGCUCCAGGAGCUGCAUGCCGCAAACGUUUUUUGAAGAAUGACAAAGACCCUCCAAACAGCAUCUGUUCCACUUGGGGAUCUAAUAACAAUACCUGCACCUACAAUGUUAAAUCUCAAGGCUGCAAUGGAACAUAUAUAGAAAACAUGCUGUGUUCAGCCACAGCCAACCCUUACUUAGUUUUAGCUGCCACAAUUGCUGCGGGCCUGGAUGGGCUCAGGAGGGGCCUUGACUUAUUCGAAGCUGCUAACAGCCAUACAAAACUUACUGAACUGAAAGCACCCUCAGUACCACUGAAACUAGAGGAUGCCUUGUCUGCCUUGGAAGAAGACACAUGUAUGAGAGCAUCCUUGGGUGAACCAUUUAUUCACCAUUUUAUGACAAUGAAACGGUAUGAAUUAGAGACAGAUGAGGGGGACACAGAGAGAAAUACAUUUUUGGAAUACUUUAUAUAG